AUGUUAGAGGCCGUGUUAUGCCAUUUCUAUAUGGAACUUAAUACUUGAACUUUCCUUACUACUUGAACUUGAAACUUUUUUAACACAUAAAAUAGAAAAAAAUAUUGCACCAAAAUGUUUACAGGUAUAGAAUAAAGAGCAGUAGUCUCUGUUGACGAUAAAAUAUUUAGGUGAUGUUUACUGGAAUCAUAAAACAAGCAUGCAGCAUGGAUUCUGGUGCCAGUAGCACACUGGUGUCAACAUUUUGACACUUUGGUCUUGUGGUUUUGCAUGGGAAACUACAACUCAAAAUAGCCAUACUGUAAAUGUAACUCUGACAAUGGACUUCUAUUCUCAUACUGAACCACUCUUGUUUGUUUUCUUUCUGAGCAUGAUGCUUGGAGUUGAACGGUCAGUGUCAAGUAUAGUCACACCUGUUUUCACCUGGUGGUUAACAUCAAAUGUUUUUGAAGGCUUGCAUGCCAAAGAGUCUUUUCUAGAGGUUUAGAAGUAUUUAGGAUCUAGACUAGAGGUUUAUUUUUUCUUUCAUUUACCUACCAUAAAUAUAUUCUAAAAUAAAAAAAGUUAGCUUCAAGGCCUAGUUAACUAAUUAUAUAGUAAUCAAAACCUUACAUAAAAUGACUUUUCAAAUAAGAGUGAAGACCUUAUCAUUCCUAACAAGACCACACCUGUUGUGUUAUCAUUCCUGACAUCAGAUAGACGCUGAACAGUCAUCACUGAUGAAUCAAGGUACUCGUAUGGUUCCAGGGGAAGUAAAAGUGGUGGAUUGUUUCUACUGGCCUUAAUACAUGCUGUUUUUGUGCCAAACACAGCUCGCAAAUAAGUUCCUCUAGGCCUUUUAAUCUUUAGUUAUAUAGUGUUGGAAUUAAGUGUAGAUAUUUCUGUAAAUCAUGAAGACUGGUGAAUUAUGUAUUGCAUACAAAAUAGAAUGAGACUAUACUUGUUCUAGGACAAUAAAUAAUAUUUAAAAACAAGUUUGCAUAUGCAAGAAAUGCAUAUUCCUUAAACAUAUCAGUGUGUGUCUGGGCUUGAUCCACAGGGUUUCUGCAUAGUUUCACUGUACAGCAUGUAAAUGCCGCUCACUCACAUUCAGAUAGGAGUAUUAAUCAUAGUUGACAGACUGAUGCAUUAUUCACUCUAAGCAACCUUACAGUGUGUUAUUAUUCAGUGACCGGAGACACGCAGGUGUUUUCACUGAGGAAAAUUGUUGCACAUGCUAUCCACCUUCUCUUGCAGCCACUCCUUAAGUUGUGGUGACCUUGCUGUAUGUUACAGUUUUCAUAUCUUUUCAGGAUAUGAAAUAGAGGAGGUUAGACAUCGACAGAGUGAAUUUGGAGAACAUCAAAGCCAUUCUGUGAAAUAGUGGAGGGUAACAGAUUUUGGUAGCCUUUAAUAGCCUACUGCCUUGUCGGAUUAAGUGUAUGUUUGCUGUAUGAUUUUUGCAAUCUACAAUGACUUAAUUUGCGGCACCUUUUCUCAAAAUUUGGAGCACUUUUGUUGUUGUUUUACAGUUAAAAUAUACCAGACAGCAUUCUUCUAACAUUCAUAAUACUUUUCUGACCUCAAGAACACGCGUUUUUUUUCUUUUAUAUUUUGUCUAAAGGUCAAAUAAAUAGGCCUAAAAUAAAUUAUUAAAUUAUUAAAUAAAUGAAACGCAAUCAAGGGUGUGGACGAAUUUCGCCUGCAUGUUGCUUUCGUUUUGCCAUCAUCAGGCAUUGUCACGGAUCGCAAUAAACGCGGAAGAAUGACAACAAACAUUAGGCUUACUUUCGUUUCGUGGGAAUUUGAUAAUUAUUAACAAGGUUCGAAACAAUCCAGCAGUUUUAACUCUCGUUUUGAGUGUGUUCUUCAGUCCAUGGAUGCAGACGCUUCUGAUCGUCUCGUGCAUCAGCUGUGAUCAUGUUGUGUUUUUGGGGAGCGCAGAUCAGAGAGGGUUUGGGGCUGGUAAAGCCUGACCAAGUCAAACAUGGCAAUUCUGGAAUACGAUCUGUGUGUCCGAAAACAGCAGUUCAGGACAUGUCCGCCGGAAGGAGUUUUGCUGGAUUCAUCCGGGAUGGGAGAGUCUCGGUCCUGAGAUUGCGCAGUGAAGACCGUGAUGGAAAACUAAAGCAACUACAGCUAAAGAAUGACAGAAUCAGACUGAUUGUCUGUGGAGGAGAUGGUGCAGUUCUUCUUUCUGAUUCAGGAAAAGUUCUCAUUGUGGACAAAGUUGCAGAGCACAAGCCUCUCAAAGGUCUGGAUAACAGGCAGGUGAUUCAGAUCGCAUGUGGAGACCAUCAUUCAAUGGCACUAACCAACGAUGGUCAGGUGUUCGUGUGGGGUGAGAACUCUCAUGGUCAGCUGGGUUUGAGGAAAGAUCAUCCCAGCUCUCCGUCUGCUCAACAUGUUCAGAGUCUGAGUGGGAUCCCGCUGGCUCAGAUCAGCGCUGGAGGAGACCACAGCUUUGUGUUGUCUCUCUCUGGAGUCGUGUUUGGAUGGGGAAGGAACUCUGCUGGACAGCUGGGCCUCGGAGACACUACAGAUAGACAUGUCCCAGCGGUUGUAAAUAGUCUGAACCUGAAGAAAACUGUGUCCAUCUCAUGUGGAGCGGAACACACUGCCACUUUAUCAAAGGGCGGCACAGUGUUCACAUUCGGAUCCGGAGGUUCUGGUCAGCUUGGGCACAACUCAUUUAGAGAUGAACAUCAUCCGCGGGUGGUUGCUGAACUGUGGGGCUCUGAAGUGUCACAGGUCACAUGUGGGAGACAUUACACACUCGUAUCAGUCGUAUCGUCAAAGCUGAUCUACUCAUUUGGAUGUGGGAUGCAAGGGCAGCUGGGAAACAGAGAAAUGAUCACACAGUCUGUGCCUUUCCCUGUGGAUCUGACAAUUGAAUGUAAUCAUGAAUAUAUGAUUGAAAAACUCAUUGCUGGGGAGAAACAUUCCUUUGCCUUGUUUUUCAAAAAACUUGGGGAUGAGUUUGAGCAGCCCAAAUCCAAUCCAAGCAGAGAGAUUUUGACAUUAAAUGACAGAAUGAUUGACCGAUGGCUGUCCGGAAGUGAUGCAAAUUCAUUGAAAGUCAUUAAGAAGGAUAUAAACACUGUGUUUUCCUCUCCUGCCUCUUUAAAUGGAAGUUUUCUCAAAAUAAGUCGUGAUGAACAUUAUCAGACGUCUGAAGAGCAUUGUGGUUUGGAUUUUGAUCUGGUUAAAACAUCCUUUGCAAAGUUAUCAGAGAAUAAAAGCUUGAUAUCAGAGGUAAUAAUGGUGGUUGAACAGAUGCUGCAUUCUCUGAAUCCAAAUCCAGUUGGUGUGGAAGCUCUGAGAGUUUAUCUUCUCCUCCCUGAACUCAUCAGACAUCUCAAGAAACAACAAAGAACUAAACUCACUGAAGCUCUGGCCUCCAAAAUCCUUCAGCUGGAUCCUGAUGCUCUCAAGGUGUUAGAGACGUACUGGUCCAAACUCCCUGAUGACCGUCUCCAGAACUUGGUGGAUUUAUUUCAAAAAGUGUCUGCCAUGUUAAUUGACAGGAUUGCUUCUGAAGAUAUAAACUGGGACAUACCGAAACGCCUGCAGAAUCUUGUGCAGAUCCUUCAUAUGGUCUAUAAGGUCUGCUGCAGUACCAACAGAAUCAUAAAGAGCGAUUUCAUCAUCCAUGAGAUCAAUGAUCUGCUAGAUGUGGUCAGAGAGGGGUUGGGGCUGGUAAAGCCUGACCAAGUCAAACAUGGUAAAUGUGGAAUACGAUCUGUGUGGCUCAAAUCAAAAGUUCAGGACAUGUCCGCUGGAAGGAGUUUUGUUGCAUUCAUCCAGGAUGGGAAGGUCUCGGUCCUGAGAUUGUGCAGUGAAGACGGUGAUCAUGAUGGAAAACCAAAGACACUAGAGCUAAAGAAUGACAGAAUCAGACUGAUUGUCUGUGGAGAAGCUGGUGCGGUUCUUCUUGCUUAUGGAGGAAAAGUUCUCAUUAUGGACAAAUCUACUGUGUGCAGGUCUCUCAAAGGUCUGGAUAACAGGCAGGUGAUUCAGAUCGCAUGUGGAGACCAUCAUUCAAUGGCACUAACCAACGAUGGUCAGGUGUUCGUGUGGGGUGAGAACUCUCAUGGUCAGCUGGGUUUGAGGAAAGAUCAUCCCGGCUCUCCGUCUGCUCAACAUGUUCAGAGUCUGAGUGGGAUCCCGCUGGCUCAGAUCAGCGCUGGAGGAGACCACAGCUUUGUGUUGUCUCUCUCUGGAGUCGUGUUUGGAUGGGGAAGGAACUCGGCUGGACAGCUGGGCCUCGGAGACACUACAGACAGACACGUCCCAACGGUUGUAAAUAGUCUGAACCUGAAGAAAACUGUGUCCAUCUCAUGUGGAGCGGAACACACUGCCACUUUAUCAAAGGGCGGCACAGUGUUCACAUUCGGAUCCGGAGGUUCUGGUCAGCUUGGGCACAACUCAUUUAGAGAUGAACAUCAUCCGCGGAUGGUUGCUGAACUGUGGGGCUCUGAAGUGUCACAGGUCACAUGUGGGAGACAUUACACACUCGUAUCAGUCGCAUCGUCAAAGCUGAUCUACUCAUUUGGAUGUGGGAUGCAAGGGCAGCUGGGAAACAGAGAAAUGAUCACACAGUCUGUGCCUUUCCCUGUGGAUCUGACAAUUGAAUGUAAUCAUGAAUAUAUGAUUGAAAAACUCAUUGCUGGGGAGAAUCAUUCCUUUGCCUUGUUUUUAAAAAAACUUGGGGAUGAGUUGGAACAGCCCAAAUCCAAUCCAAGCAGAGACAUUUUGACAUUAAAUGACAGAAUGAUUGACCGAUGGCUGUCCGGAAGUGAUGCAAAUUCAUUGAAAGCCAUUAAGAAGGAUAUAAACACUGUGUUUUCCUCUCCUGCCUCUUUAAAUGGAAGUUUUCUCAAAAUAAGUCGUGAUGAACAUUAUCAGACGUCUGAAGAGCAUUGUGGUUUGGAUUUUGAUCUGGUUAAAACAUCCUUUGCAAAGUUAUCAGAGAAUAAAAGCUUGAUAUCAGAGGUAAAAAUGGUGGUUGAACAGAUGCUGCGUUCUCUGAAUCCAAAUCCAGUUGGUGUGGAAGCUCUGAGAGUUUAUCUUCUCCUCCCUGAACUCAUCAGACAUCUCAAGAAACAACAAAGAACUAAACUCACUGAAGCUCUGGCCUCCAAAAUCCUUCAGCUGGAUCCUGAUGCUCUCAAGGUGUUAGAGACGUACUGGUCCAAACUCCCUGAUGACCGUCUCCAGAACUUGGUGGAUUUAUUUCAAAACGUGUCUGCCAUGUUAAUUGACAGGAUUGCUUCUGAAGAUAUAAAUUGGGACAUACCGAAACGCCUGCAGAAUCUUGUGCAGAUCCUUCAUAUGGUCUAUAAGGUCUGCUGCAGUACCAACAGAAUCAUAAAGAGCGAUUUCAUCAUCCAUGAGAUCAAUGAUCUGCUAGAUGUGGUCAGAGAGGGGUUGGGGCUGGUAAAGCCUGACCAAGUCAAACAUGGUAAAUGUGGAAUACGAUCUGUGUGGCUCAAAUCAAAAGUUCAGGACAUGUCCGCUGGAAGGAGUUUUGUUGCAUUCAUCCGGGAUGGGAAGGUCUCGGUCCUGAGAUUGUGCAGUGAAGACGGUGAUCAUGAUGGAAAACCAAAGACACUAGAGCUAAAGAAUGACAGAAUCAGACUGAUUGUCUGUGGAGAAGCUGGUGCGGUUCUUCUUGCUUAUGGAGGAAAAGUUCUCAUUAUGGACAAAUCUACUGUGUGCAGGUCUCUCAAAGGUCUGGAUAACAGGCAGGUGAUUCAGAUCGCAUGUGGAGACCAUCAUUCAAUGGCACUAACCAACAAUGGUCAGGUGUUCGUGUGGGGUGAGAACUCUCAUGGUCAGCUGGGUUUGAGGAAAGAUCAUCCCGGCUCUCCGUCUGCUCAACAUGUUCAGAGUCUGAGUGGGAUCCCGCUGGCUCAGAUCAGCGCUGGAGGAGACCACAGCUUUGUGUUGUCUCUCUCUGGAGUCGUGUUUGGAUGGGGAAGGAACUCUGCUGGACAGCUGGGCCUCGGAGACACUACAGACAGACACGUCCCAACGAUGGUAAAUAGUCUGAACCGGAAGAAAACUGUGUCCAUCUCAUGUGGAGGGGAACACACUGCCACUUUAUCAAAGGGCGGCACAGUGUUCACAUUUGGAUCCGGAGGUUCUGGUCAGCUUGGGCACAACUCAUUUAGAGAUGAACAUCAUCCGCGGGUGGUUGCUGAACUGUGGGGAUCUGAAGUGUCACAGGUCACAUGUGGGAGACAUCACACACUCGUAUCAGUCGUAUCGUCAAAGCUGAUCUACUCAUUUGGAUGUGGGAUGCAAGGGCAGCUGGGAAACAGAGAAAUGAUCACACAGUCUGUGCCUUUCCCUGUGGAUCUGACAAUUGAAUGUAAUCAUGAAUAUAUGAUUGAAAAACUCAUUGCUGGGGAGAAUCAUUCCUUUGCCUUGUUUUUAAAAAAACUUGGGGAUGAGUUGGAACAGCCCAAAUCCAAUCCAAGCAGAGAGAUUUUGACAUUAAAUGACAGAAUGAUUGACCGAUGGCUGUCCGGAAGUGAUGCAAAUUCAUUGAAGGAUAUAAACACUGUGUUUUCCUCUCCCGCCUCUUUAAAUGGAAGUUUUCUCAAAAAAAGUUGUGAUGAUCAUUAUCAGACGUCUGAGGAGCAUUGUGGGUUGGAUUUUGAUCUGGUUAAAAAAUCCUUUGCAAAGUUAUCAGAGAAUAAAAGCUUGAUAUCAGAGAUAGUACAUGUGGUUGAACAGAUGCUGCGUUCUCUGAAUCCAAAACCAGUUGGUGUGGAAGCUCUGAGAGUUUAUCUUCUCCUCCCUGAACUCAUCAGACAUCUCCAGAAACACCAAAGAAAUGAACUCACUGAAGCUCUGGCCUCCAAAAUCCUUCAGCUGAACCCUGAUGCUCUCAGGGUGUUAAGUAAAGCUGGAAGACCUUUUCAGCAUUUGUGGUGUUGUUCUUGUUGUAUUUGUCUUGUUGUAAAGUAUUUUGUAUGUUAUGUUUUGUUCUCAGAGAUGUACUGGUCCAAACUCCCUGAUGAUUGGCUCAAAGUCCUGGUGAAGUUAUUCAGAAAAGUGUCUGCUGAUUUUAUUGGCAGGAUUGCUGCCGAAAAUAUGAUCUGGGACAUAAUAACACGCCUGCCGAAAUUUGUGAAGAUCCUUCAGAUGGUCUAUCAGGUCUGCUGCAGUGCCAACAGAAACAUCGCAAAGAGUGAUUUCAUCAUUAAUGAGAUCAAUGAUCUACUAGAUGUGCUGCAAACCACCAAUGAAGAUGUGAUUAACAACUGGGGGUGGUUUAACUGGACUGGACAAAUACAUGCAGUGAAGGCCCAGCAAACCUACUACAAUACAGUCUUUAAAAAUCUUAUAUCACUUCCAUGCAUCUUUAACCUGGAGGCCAAAUGUAGCUAUAUGAAGAACAGAGUAUGGAAGGGUUGUUUUCCGCUGACUCUGAGACGCACAGCACUGCUGGAGGAUAGUUUUUAUCAGCUGAGAACUGCCACUCAGGAACAACUCCGAGAAUUUUGGCUGUCGGUGUUUUACACAGAGGAUAUGAGAAAAACAGAUGUCAACAAGAGGGACUUUUUUCACAACAUUUUUAAAGAGCUUUGUGUACCGGAGUCUCAGCUGCUCGUGUGCAAUGACAACCAAACUAUGAUGUGGUUCCCAACACAGCUCAGCGUGGAGAAAGAGAAGUACUUCCUGUUUGGGAUUCUGUGUGGCUUGGCCUUCAACAACAACUCUGUAGUGCAUCUGCCUUUUCCUUUAGCCUUGUUCAAGAAACUUCUCAAUGUCAAACCAUCUCUUGAAGACUUGACAGAGUUUGAUCCAGGUCUUGGCACGAGUUUGCAGUACAUCCUGGACUACAGCGAUGAUGUUGAGGAAAUGGACAUGAACUUUACGGUCACAUGGGAUAAAACAGAAGUUGAACUGGAUCCAGCUGAGCCAGGAAAAAUGGUCACCAAUUAUAACAGAACUGAAUUUGUGGACAAGUAUGUGGAUUAUAUCCUAAAUAAAUCAGUGCAGGAAGCAUUUGAAGAAUUCAAGAGAGGCUUCUUCAAAGCAUGUGACAAAUGCAUGGUGGAGAUGUUUGAACCGGAGGAGCUGAGAGGAGUGCUGGUGGGCAAUGAGGAAUAUGACUGGGACAUACUCAAACAGAACACCACAUAUGAAGGAUCAUUUUAUGCUGAGCAUCCAAUCAUCAUCUCAUUCUGGGAGGUGUUUGAUGAACUGACAUCAAAUGAGAAAAAGACCUUUCUGUUGUUCUUGACAGGGUUCGAGAAAGUACCCAUUCUGGGUAUGAGUGCGGUGAAGAUGAGAGUGAGACCCCUGUUCAGCUUUACUCAGGACCAUCUACCAGAGGCCCUCACCUGCCAUGCUCUCCUAGACCUUCCUGUUUAUCAGAACAAGGAAACACUCAAGGCUAAACUAAUUGAAGCCAUCAACCACAAGAGAGGGUUCUGGGAAGAAUGAGGCUGAUGCUGGAGUACACUAAAAAGUUUGAUCCUUGAUCUUCCAUGGCAGUAAAAUGGAGUGUUUCUUAAUAUAUAAGGGAGAGGGAUGGUUGUAUCACUGGGUUUGUUGUUUGUUGUAAAUCAGUUUCUGCUUUAAUGUGUGAAAAAAUUAGGGAACAUUUUAAGUUUACAUUUAUAUACACUACCAGAGAAAGAUAGGUUUAUUUUCUAAAUGCUGUAAUUCUGUGAUGUGUUGUAUUUAUGAACCUAAUUUAAAAUAAAUGUUUCUUCAUUUUAAAAUAUAUAUAUUUUAUGUUUAUUUAUGAUAUAAUAAUAAGAAAAAGAAGUGUGGAUUUUCAGUUUUUUUCUUUUCUCCAAUGUAGAAAUCAGUCUUAAAAACAAGAUUUUUUUAUUUAUUUUUUAUAUUUUUUAUCUCCACUUCAAUGGACUCCAGAACUGAAGCAACAUAAAAUUCCACAUUUAAACCAUGAUUAUGCACUAGAGUUUGAACAUAUAUCAAACCUCAACAAUGGUGAAAAUUAACAAAAUAUUCAGGUAAACCUCUGAACAUCACAAAACAAGCAACUAAAGUCAUAACAAAAACAGCAAACAUAAAAGCAAAUAGUAUGCAGCAAUGCCUGCUGGGAGCCAUGGAUGAGUUUUGUACUAUGCUAGUACCCAGCAUGCAUUGCAGCAUGAAUAGUUUUUUGUUUUGUUUUUUUUUCUUUAAUGGUCACCAAUGUUGACAUUCAUAUGCUGAUUCUUGAUGUCUGUGUCUGAUUGCUACCAUAGAUUAAAACUUUUUGUGCACAAA
This is a messenger RNA of Onychostoma macrolepis, 9237 nucleotides long. RefSeq lists its product as uncharacterized. The record is from RefSeq and is a predicted model, not a curated record. Gene Ontology annotation, biological process: protein ubiquitination; ubiquitin-dependent protein catabolic process. The coding region runs from base 1900 to 8442 and encodes 2180 amino acids. Gene Ontology annotation, molecular function: ubiquitin protein ligase activity. Lineage: Eukaryota; Metazoa; Chordata; Actinopteri; Cypriniformes; Cyprinidae. The transcript is spliced from 51 exons.